Messenger RNA from Culex pipiens pallens (northern house mosquito), 3988 nucleotides. RefSeq lists its product as uncharacterized. Gene Ontology annotation, molecular function: lipase activity. Bases 1072 to 3879 code for a protein of 935 amino acids. NCBI's taxonomy places the organism in Eukaryota, Metazoa, Arthropoda, Insecta, Diptera, Culicidae. The record is from RefSeq and is a predicted model, not a curated record. The transcript is spliced from 9 exons. Gene Ontology annotation, biological process: lipid metabolic process.
CCGCGAUCAGUCGUUGUCGGUAGCUUAGACGGUUCGGAAGUUUUUACGAGCUGCCGUCUUUUGGUUUUCAGGAGGUUCGUCGCUUCAGCUUUUUUGAGUCUCCAAGACUCUCGCUCUCUGGCUCUGGCUUGAUGCACUCACACGUCGCGAAUGAUGCAGUCGUCGUAAUUUUUGCUGGUGCAUGUGGAAAACAAGUUGUUGGACAAUAGUGUAGUGUCACUAAACUGUGUGUACGAAAAAUAAAUAUUACAUAAUGUUAAUAUUGGCAUCGUGUGCGGUUAUUGAAAUGCGUCGAUCGUGGUUCACUUGAGGGUCUCUCGCGUAGUGUGUGGCUGUGACAAUUUAUUGUCCUCGAAAAACCAAAGUGCUCUUCCCGUUUGAGGCGUUAAAUAACACCGUCAAAAAUAUACCGUAUAAUUUGUUCAACUUGGGCCCCUAAAAGCCGUUAGUAGAUUUUUCGGGUUGAUUACGAGUUCGGUUAAAAAAACAACAACAAAGAGAGUAAAGUACCGAAAAGAGUGUUUUGUGAAGCCGAUGCAAUAAUAUUUCAAGUGAAAGCAACCAUGUGAAAGCAGAUAUUCGCCCCGUGUCUUUGCCCGUUUUUUUCCUGCCUCGCCGUGAGCCGUUCAAAAGAGAAAAAAUCAGUUGUUUACAUUUUUGCGCUAGCUUUUAUUUACUCACUAAAGCUGCCGGAGUUGGUCUCGGAACGGACACUCUUUUAUAUUCCUCCUGCCUUGGCUCGCGAUUGCCCAAUGAACGAUCGCACUUCUGCAGCGCCUAGGUCUAUUCACGCGCCGCGCCACAAAGCGUAAAAAGUCAAAGUUAAGUAGGCUCUGGCUGUGUAAGGGAUGAAAGUACUGGCACGCAGACUGGCUUGCUUGCUGUGCACCUAAAUGAGCGUCUCGACGCGCAGCAGCCACGUUGUUGUCGUCGUCCGCGUCAAACUUGUCGAUCCAAGUGACCAGUGGGAGUAAUCGUGUGUAAUAUCGUGGCAGUAGCUGAAGAGAAACGAUUUCAUUACCCACCGAAGACAGCAUCCCACCACGGCUUGCUACGACCACCUGCCCGUAAAUGAUGUUAUUGGUAAAAGCUCUGCUGGUCUGCAGUUUUACGAUUUUCGCCGAACUCAGACUGAUUGAAGCUUUUCAAAGUAACGAUUUCAUCAACGAUCUGCUAGAGGAACACAGACAGUACGAGGCCGCACAAAAGUCAAUCGCGGAGUGGAGAAGUACACUAACCCGAAACAGGAAAAAGCGCGCUGACAAAGUUGUCUGCUAUGGCGAGCUGGGCUGCUUCGAGGAGACUGCCUAUCUGGAGAUGCUUCCAUCGUCACCGGAGGAAAUUGACACCAAGUUCUACGUCUAUUCGGCCAAGCACAGGAGUGAGAAACCCAUCUUGGAGUUUUACUACGAUGAGAUUGCCCGGACCAACAACGGAACCGGGGCGUCUCCGCCGGCACCGACGUCGCCGGCCGCUUCCAAAAAAGCCAACGGAACCACUCCCGCCGUCAAACAUCGGUACGACCCGGAAAAGAUCUACGAAAAGUUUGGCAACCUGGAGAACGUAACGGCUCGGGCCAUCAUCCACGGGUUCGGAUCUAGCUGCACGCACGUGUGGGUCUACGAGAUGAGAACGGCUCUGAUGGCAGUGGAAGAUUGCAUGGUGCUCUGUAUGGACUGGGAAAACGGUGCCACGCUGCCAAAUUACGUCCGAGCUGCGGCCAACACACGCCUCGUGGGCAGACAGCUGGCGUACUUGCUUAAGGGGCUGGAAACGCACAAUAGUCUAAACAUGUCUCGAGUUCAUUUGAUCGGUUUCAGUUUAGGUUCUCACGUGGCUGGAUUUGCCGGGACCGAACUGAAGGGUCUGCACAGGAUCACCGGGCUUGAUCCUGCUGGGCCACUAUUCGAGGCGCAACAUCCACACGCCCGAUUGGACGAUUCCGAUGCCGGAUUCGUGGAUGUGAUCCACUCGAACGGAGAGAAUCUGAUCCUAGGGGGGUUGGGGUCGUGGCAGCCGAUGGGAGCCGUCGAUUUCUACCCCAACGGAGGCCGAGUCCAGCAUGGCUGCUCGAAUCUGUUUGUCGGCGCUGUCACUGACAUUAUUUGGGCACCCCCAGCCUCCGUGGAAGGACGUUCCCUGUGCAACCAUCGCAGGGCGUACAAAUUCUUCAUCGACUCCGUUGCGCCAAAGUGUCUCUUCCCGGCGUUCCCUUGCGACAACUACGAAAACUUCCUCAAGGGCGAGUGCUUCUCGUGCACUCGGAUCGAGAACGGGACCGAAACGUCGGUUUGCGGAAACAUGGGCUACUAUGCGGACCGUUCCGUGGGCCGUGGCCAGUUGUAUCUGAAGACUCGCGAAGAAGAACCGUUCUGCGCGCACCAGUACAAGUUGCAAAUUCUCAGCUCCCAAAACGAGCUGCCCUUGCGGACGCUAGGCCGACUCGAAGUCGAGCUGGAAAGCGACGGAGGACUGACGGAAGUGUUUACCAUUACGGAAAAGGACGAUGCGGAAAUAUUAGCCGGAGAAAUGAUCUCCCAAAUACUCGUACCACACCCGGCACUUGGUUUUCCCAAAAACAUUACCCUCACCUAUCUCGCCUACAAAGGCUGGCUAACACGAGGCCUUUCGUCGUGGAGCAUCGAGAAAAUUAUCUUGAGCGACGGAUUUGGGAAAAGGUUUUCAUUUUGCAAACCCAUGCAUUUAGACUCGAACAAACCGGUCCACAUGACGUUGGUACCGGGAGAGUGCGAAGAAGACGAAGAUUACAGUCACGGCCCGACCGAUGAGAAUCAAUCGACGGAUUCCCCCGAAGACAGUGACGAGGGCGAUGACUACGACAACAACACAUCGAAGGGACAAAGUAACGAACGCAAUGAUAUAAAUCCUCAUUCAUACUCACAAAGUAGCUUCCGCGGCAAAGGGACCAGCGACCACGACAAGAACCUCGACAACCAACCGUGGCAACCGAUCGUGAUCGAUCUACCGCGGAGUUAUCGUAACACCGACCCGAACGGUUCAUAUCCGGUCUACGUGACUCCGUCGACGACGACGAUGAGCACACCGACCACGUUACGGGUUAUCAGCGAACCGGUCCUGAAGCGAGGUCAGCACGAACCUCGUCGACUGCUGAACAAAACCAACGACCGCAGCAGUGACAAACGCUCGAUCGAGACAACUUCCAGCGGUAAGAACAAUAUCACCGGCGCGAUCGUACCGCCGCCGCCGCCACCUACCGAGAACAAGAUGAUCACCGUUCAACUGUUUCCUUAUCGGUUCGCCAAUGUCUUUGAAAAGGCCGAACGUUACGCAAGACUGACCUUGUUGCCAUUACUUACGGAACAAUUUCCACAAUUUUUCAAGUCAAAAUCCGACGUACAACCUCCCCCAAUAGAAAAUGUAGAGUUCAACCAGACAGAACCGGUGCCCACGAUCUACAAGACGAACCGAACCGAAGACAUGCUGGUACCAGCUGCCAGCAGACGGGUUGACACGCACGUAGACAUUCUGGCCACCAGAGGCGAAUCGUUGGGCGAACAGAGAAACUUCAACGGGCCGGAAAAGAUUGAUAUUUUACCUCCAAGUACUCGCAAAGCGUUCAUCAGUGAGGAUGCACUGUUCCGGAUGCACCGGAUAGAGGAAUCCAGUGGAACCGUGGACCCUUCCAGCGUGGACAGGGAAACUCCAGAGGACUCCAUCCGAAUCGACUUGCCAACCUUUAAACCACCUAAAGCAAAGAUGAUGCCGCUGGUUGACCAACAGCGCUUCAUCCCACUCAACUAUGAAAACGGUAACAGUGUGAAAGAGAGAGAUUCAGCAGUAGCAGUAGCAGCAAGCAACGUUAUGGGUGAUAUAAAACCAAAAGAUAGCACAAGCUGAGGGAGAGAGAGAAUUGAAUGACAGUAUUUAAUAAUGUGUAAUUAGUGAUAAGAGUUAAACUAUGAUUUAAAUAAAUAUAUACGUACUCGAAUACGUUUGUCUUUGAAAA